Cuscuta campestris is the source of this 2008-nucleotide messenger RNA. Lineage: Eukaryota; Viridiplantae; Streptophyta; Magnoliopsida; Solanales; Convolvulaceae. The record is from the annotation of a GenBank genome assembly.
CCCAGAGACAGUUGUAGAUCAAAAUCGAUGAUAACGAUGGGUUACGUUGGACUCAAAAGUUUGGGCAUAGGGCUACCUUUCCAGUCGGCGGCAGGGCGAUGGGGAUGGGAUCGCUAUUACCAUACAAAUAUCUGGUCGAGGUCUAUUACGCACCAUCUAUUGGAUGUCAAGAACACGCUAGACGACUGGGUUCAAUUUCGGAAGGAGGUUCCUGCUGGCGACCUCAAGAGGAUCCUGCGCACGCUUCGUAAGCGUGGCCAUAUCUCUCAAGCUCUAAAGGUUUUUGAAUGGAUGAGGAAGAAACGUAUUUAUAAAUUCUCAGCCAGGGAGCAUGCUCUUCAGAUCAACUUGAUUAGUAGAGUUCAUGGAUGUUCUGCCGCGGAGCGCUAUGUCAGGAACUUGCCAGAACAAGCAAGAAAUGACAAGACAUAUGGAGAACUCCUUCAUUGUUAUGUGCGUGAACACAAGACAGAUAAGGCUUUAUAUCAUUUUCAGAAGAUGAAAGAGCUGGGUUUUGUGUUAUCGCCUCGCCCUUUUAAUGGAAUCAUGCAUCUUUACGCCAAAAGUCUCCAAACUGAUAAGGUCCUUGGGGUGUUAGCCGAGCUGAAGAAGAACAGCAAGGUUUCACCUGAUAAUGAUAGUUACAGAAUCUGCAUUAGUUCAUUUGGGUUAAAAUAUGAUUUGGAUGGGAUGGAGAGAGUGUUGAAAGAAAUGGAGACUCAACCCCACAUUGUCAUGGACUGGUGUACUUAUGCCGUGGUAGCUGAGUUUUAUGAAAGAGAAUUCUUUGUAGAUAAGGCCACCGAUGCUCUUAAAAAGGCGAAGAUGAUAUUACAAAAGAAGAAUCAUAGACGAAGCCACAAUUUGAUAAAUAGUGAUUAUGAGAAUGUGAUAAAGUCACUUGUGAAGCUUGGCGAGUUAGAUGAAGCUGUGAAGUUUCUCAAGGAGUGGGAUUUACUUGGUAAUUGGCACUGUGCGGAUGAUAUUAGCAUUCCGCACACAAUCAUUAGCGAGUACAUCAAAAAUGGUACAUUACGAAAGGCAUCUUAUAGAAUCAGUGUCUGGGACUUUAAGAGGAAGCCCGGCGUCGACAAACUUUCACGUUUACUUUGCAACGAAUACCUUAGAGUGGGUGAUUUGUUUAGAGCAUAUCACUACUUUCACUUGCAGGGUUAUGGGGUUACUUCUCUAGCGGUUCAGAGGUCGUUUCUCCAAUACCUAGAACAACGUGGAUCAUUUUUCUCUUUAUGCUGCAGUGGAUCAAUGUGCACCAGAUCACUUAAAAAUGCUGCGGGCAGAACAUUCUUAGAAUUUGUUCCAAUCAAUGUGAAAUACAAAUUCAGAGUCAUUUUACUGGUUCAUCCGGAGAACUCAACCCUAGCAAUAAAUAUAAAUUAUGAGAAUAUUAUAAAGUCCCUGGUGGAGUCUGGGGAGUUAAAUGAGGCGACGAAGAUGGCGAAAGAGUGGGAAACAUGUGGCAACUUCACUAGUCUCGAUGGUUUAAACAUCUCUAUGUUGAUCAUUGAGGGAUAUUGUAAAAAGUCUUUGUUUAUGGAAGCAGAGGCAUUGGCUGAGGCUUGGACAAGAGAGAAAAAGUGUUGGGUUGGAGGGAUUUGGUUGAUACUUGCUUGUCAUUACCAGGAACAUGGUAAAUUGGUUGGAGGAUUGGAGUGGAUGAGAAGAUAUUUUGAUUUAACGCCGGGUCUCAAAGGGCAAUACUGUUACAUGUUUGAGAUGUUUGUGCAUAUGAUUAAAUAUUCAAGAGGCAUGAGUGCAGCAGGGCACCUUGGGUGUUGCAAGGAUUUGUUCUCUAGCUUGAAUGAUAAAAUUUGUCCCCUACCAAAGAGAAGCGUUGGCGGGUCUAGUAAAUGAGGACACGUGAUGAUACAGAAACCUAAAAUAGUGUUUUUUUAAUCUCAAAAUAGUAUUUUUUGUGUCUUGGUGUUUAUUAACUUAUUCUUGAAAAACAGUUCUUAAGAGGGUCGCCAACUAAAUUGGAUGGUCCAAU